Molecule: messenger RNA, 198 nt
Organism: Penicillium crustosum
Lineage: Eukaryota; Fungi; Ascomycota; Eurotiomycetes; Eurotiales; Aspergillaceae
Exons: 1
Coding region: 1-198 (65 amino acids)
Source: RefSeq, a predicted model, not a curated record
AUGGCAGUAGAUCGGGUGAUCAAGCAUAUUGAGCAGCUUUCCAUGGGAAAGAAGCUUGAUUUCAUUUCACAGGAGGUGGGAGGGAGGACUUUCCGACAUCGUGACCGUACCCCUACGAAGGAGCUGGGACUGUUGUGGAAACUGAGAGUGGGCGGACUGCUUCGCAACUAUGGGACCGGAAAAGAAUCAGAGGAGUGA